Messenger RNA from Mugil cephalus (flathead mullet), 2286 nucleotides. Its product is annotated as taste receptor type 1 member 1-like. Gene Ontology annotation, biological process: G protein-coupled receptor signaling pathway. The record is from RefSeq and is a predicted model, not a curated record. Lineage: Eukaryota; Metazoa; Chordata; Actinopteri; Mugiliformes; Mugilidae. Gene Ontology annotation, cellular component: membrane. Bases 16 to 2286 code for a protein of 756 amino acids. The transcript is spliced from 5 exons. Gene Ontology annotation, molecular function: G protein-coupled receptor activity.
CUCCCAAAUUAUCGGAUGUUUCAGUUGAUGAGAUUCUCCGUAGAGCAAAUCAACAACUCUACCGAUCUGCUGCCAAAGGUGUCUCUUGGCUAUGAAAUAUUUGACCAAUGCUCAGAUAAAGAGAACCUACCUGGAAUUUUCAAACUCGUCUCAGUCAAUGGCUUGAUUCAACCUUGGGAUGAAUCAUAUAAGCUACAAAAAAAUAUGUCCAGAAAUUCCACGGUGAUAGCAGUGGUUGGUCCUAUAACAAGCACUCAGUCUCUAACGGUAGCCCCACUGUUCACGGUGGAUCUCAUUCCAAUGGUCAAUUAUGGAGCAACUAGCUCUGUCUUAUCAAAUAAGUUGAAAUAUCCCAGUUUCCUACGCACUGUCCCUCAGAAUAAAGACACCAUAGAUGUAAUUUUUUACAUUGUGCAAAACUUCAACUGGCGCUGGGUUGCUUUUCUUUACAGUGAUAAUGAUUUUGGCACUGAUGGCCUGGAGUUGUUCAGGAAUAGGAUUAAGAAUACAGAGAUCUGCCUGGCAUACACCAAAGGGCUCAGUGACAAGACAGACUACUCCUCAUUGCUCAAACAGAUAAUGGCACAGAGGAUAAAUGCCAUUAUUGUUUUUGCUCUAAACAUAAAUGCUGAGGCUCUCAUUAGGUCGGCAAUACGACUGAAUGUCACCAACAAGGUGUGGAUAGCAGAUGAUGGGUGGUCUUUAAACAAUAAGCUCCCUAAGAUGAAAGGAAUCAAAAACAUUGGAACUGUACUUGGGGUGUCUCAAACAGUGGUAACAAUACCUGGCUUCAAUGAGUUUAUCCGUUCGAUAAAAGGCCAGCCUCUUUGCGCAGAGGUAGCACAGCAAAGGCUUUGUAAUCAGGACUGCAACUGCAGCAGCCUGAGAGCUGAGGAAAUCAUUGCUGCGGACCCAUCUUUUUCUUUUUCAGUUUAUUCUGCCAUUUAUGCCAUCGCUCAUGCUUUACAUAAAACCUUACAAUGUGGAACUGGCAGAUGUAAUACUAAUAUUACAGUGAAGCCAUACAUGGUUCUAGAUGAACUCAUGAAGUCAAAGUUUACACUUUUAAACCAGAGUAUUCAGUUUGAUGAGAAUGGCGAUCCCAAGUUUGGAUCCUUUUCUAUAGUUUUCUGGAACCAAAGUGGUGACGCAGAAGAGGUUGGCUUUUAUGAAUUUCACCCGGCAGUUGAUGCCUUCAUCAACAGCAGUAAAAUUAAAUGGUUCACAAAAGGAGAUGUGCCGACUUCCUUGUGUUCCCCAGAAUGUUCUGUGGGAUACGCUAAAAAACAAACUGGAACCCACAAAUGCUGCUUCAUUUGUGAAGUCUGUCCAAAUGGAACUUACAUCAACACCACAGUGGAUCCCUACACAUGCAUCAACUGCAAGGAGACAGAGUGGUCUACAGAAGGAAGUGCAUCAUGCAAUCUACGGGCAGUGGAGUACAUACCGUUCACAGACAGUGGGGCUAUAGUGAUCAUGUGCAUGACCGGGUUCUUGGUGGGCCUCACAGUAGCUGUAGCUGUUCUCUUUGCCAUCAACCACAACACACCUGUUGUCAGAUCUGCUGGAGGACCAAUGUGCUUCCUGAUUUUAGGCUGCCUCAGUCUGUGUAGUCUUAGUGUCUUCUUUUACUUUGGUACACCAACAGUUGCUUCUUGUAUCCUCAGAUAUUUACCAUUUCUUUUGUUCUACACUGUUGUUCUAGCAUGCUUUGUUGUGCGCUCUUUUCAAAUUGUUUGCAUUUUCAAAAUAGCUGCCAAGAUCCCCAAACUCCACAUUUGGUGGAUGAAAUAUCACGGACAAUGGCUGAUCAUCACUGCAGCAUUUGUCAUUCAGGGCCUUCUACUUCUUAUUGGCUAUUCUUGUGGACCUCCCAGGCCUUACAAUGAAAUUGUGUGGUACCCAGACAAAAUCAUUCUUGGUUGUGACUUCACUCUUAAGGUAGCAUCUUGUUCUGUGAUUUUACUAUUAUUGUUGUGCUCACUUUGCUUUGUUUUCUCCUACAUGGGAAAAGAUCUCCCAAAAAAUUACAAUGAGGCCAAAGCAAUAACCUUCUGCCUCCUCCUGCUGAUUUUCACCUGGAUUGUCUUUGCCACUGAGUACAUGCUUUACCGUGGAAAGUACAUCCAAAUUCUUAAUGCUUUGGCAGUACUCUCCAGUCUCUACUCCUUCCUGUUGUGGUAUUUCCUACCAAAAUGUUACAUUAUGAUCUUUCAGCCCCACAAAAACACACAGCAGUACUUCCAAGGUCUCAUUCAGAGUUAUACCAAAACAAUUAGCCAGUAG